AUGAUUUAUGACUAUGAGGGGAACCAACCAUGUGAUGUGAUUCUUUCACUACAAGAAAAAACACGUAAUAGAUGUUGCUUUUUUAUAAAAUUAAAAUCGACAAAAGUGUCGUCGAUUUUUAUCACUAAAAAUCAUAACCCCUGCAUCUACAAACGCAGUUCCCAACAGUUCAGAAACCCAAUUCCCCCAAAGUUCAACCCGCAUCCACCUUCUUCCACACCACCUCCUCUUUCUUCCUCUGCAAAAACUUCCACGGCAAGUUGUGCCCUUGCCGGUGCAGCUGCAGGUUCUGGUACCACUGGACAUGAAACGGUUCAUCGCUCAACCCGUCACUGCGGCAUCCCUCACCUCAUUCGCGUUCAGCUCUCUCCCUGGAAAAAAAGCAAUGUUGAAGUACCUCAGUUCAUAGACAUUCCUAUCUUUGUUAGAAGCAAUCACCCUGAGCCAAUCAUGGACAUUGUGUUUCUUCAAGUACUUCUUUGUCAAAUACUUCAAGUACCUAUAACCAAGUACAUGCAAUCUUAGUUUAGGUAAACCGAUUUGAAUGGAAGCUCAAGCAAGUUUAAAAGAAGACAAAUCCCAUGGCAAAAGAUAAACAGAGAUACUUGGUUCUUAUCAGUAAUUUAGGAUCUAUAGUCACAAAUUCUCUGCUUCAUUUUUCACACAAGACUUUUGUUUAUAAUGCCAACUAAACGGCCUAAACAGUACACAAGGCAAUUUACAUAAAAAUAAAAAUAAGAUAAGAGUACUAAAAAUAAACUGUAAAAUCCAAUGUUCUAUUAGCUUUUGUUUUUCUAAAAAGAAAACACAUAUUUGAUCUAUCUUUUGUUUUUCUAAAAUUAGCUUUACUGUUUACUUUUGUUCAAAGUUUAUAUGCUUAUUGAUUCUGCUGAAUUAAAAUUAUAUACUUGCUUGUUUAUAUAAAAUUUAUUUGUUCCUUUCAGUCUUUUCUUUCUUCUUGAAUUUUGUGCAUCUC
Messenger RNA from Arachis stenosperma, 976 nucleotides. RefSeq lists its product as uncharacterized. Bases 1 to 525 code for a protein of 174 amino acids. The transcript has 3 exons. The record is from RefSeq and is a predicted model, not a curated record. NCBI's taxonomy places the organism in Eukaryota, Viridiplantae, Streptophyta, Magnoliopsida, Fabales, Fabaceae.